Molecule: messenger RNA, 1149 nt
Organism: Guillardia theta CCMP2712
Lineage: Eukaryota; Cryptophyceae; Pyrenomonadales; Geminigeraceae
Exons: 18
Coding region: 1-1149 (382 amino acids)
Biological process (GO): 'de novo' IMP biosynthetic process; adenine biosynthetic process
Cellular component (GO): cytosol
Molecular function (GO): phosphoribosylamine-glycine ligase activity; phosphoribosylformylglycinamidine cyclo-ligase activity
Source: RefSeq, a predicted model, not a curated record
AUGGCCCGAGGAGUCUCGGCGAGCAAGGAAGACGUGCACAACGCUAUCAAGAAUGUCGACAAAGGAUUGUUCCCCCGUGCGUUCUGCAAGAUCAUUCCCGACCUUCUGGCUGGCGAUCCAGAGUACUGCAACAUCAUGCAUGCGGAUGGCGCAGGAACGAAGUCUUCGCUGGCGUACAUGUACUGGAAGGAGACCAAGGAUGCGUCAGUUUGGAAAGGCAUCGCACAGGACGCCAUCAUCAUGAACCUCGAUGAUCUACUGUGUGUGGGAGCAACGGACAACAUCCUCCUCUCCUCCACUAUCGGACGGAACAAGAACCUGGUGCCGGGAGAAGUGAUCGCAGCGCUAAUCAACGGGACGGAGGAGGUUCUCGAGAUGCUUCGCAGCAACGGAGUCAACAUUCACUCAACUGGGGGGGAGACUGCGGACGUGGGAGAUCUUGUCAGGACGAUCAUCGUUGACUCCACCGUCACCUGUAGGAUGAAGCGCUCAGAUGUCAUCGACAACGCGAACAUCGCAGCAGGCGAUGUUGUUAUCGGCCUGUGCUCGUACGGAAAGGCGACCUACGAAGAUGAGUAUAACGGAGGAAUGGGAUCCAACGGCCUGACGCAUGACGUCUUCGCCAAGUAUCUCGCUGAGAAAUAUCCCGAAUCCUUCGACCCUGCCGUCCCUUCUGACCUGGUGUACGCGGGCAAGCAGAAGCUCACAGAUGCAGUGGAGGGGUCUCCCCUCGACGCAGGCAAGCUCGUCCUGUCAGCCACCCGCACAUACGCGCCAGUGGUGAAGAAAGUGCUUGACAAGCACAGGAAGGACAUCCAUGGCAUCAUCCACUGCUCGGGAGGAGCACAGACGAAGGCUCUCCACUUCAUCGAGAACCUGCACGUGAUCAAGGACAAUCUUUUCCCUGUGCCCCCACUCUUCAAGCUCAUCCACCAAGAAAGCGGGACUGACUACAAGGAGAUGUACAAGGUCUUCAACAUGGGUCACAGGAUGGAAAUCUACGUGCCCGCAGAGUUCGCCUCCUCCAUCAUCGCCAUCAGUCAGUCCUUGGGCGUCGAUGCGCAGAUCGUGGGUCGGGUAGAGGCUCAUCAAGGGAAGAAGGUGACGAUCAAGAGCGAGUUCGGGGUCUUCGAAUACGAUACUGCAUGA